Cheilinus undulatus (humphead wrasse) is the source of this 6707-nucleotide messenger RNA. It is a transcript of the gene tgfbrap1, whose product is annotated as transforming growth factor, beta receptor associated protein 1. The record is from RefSeq and is a predicted model, not a curated record. Lineage: Eukaryota; Metazoa; Chordata; Actinopteri; Labriformes; Labridae. The coding region runs from base 263 to 2881 and encodes 872 amino acids. Gene Ontology annotation, biological process: vesicle-mediated transport; endosomal vesicle fusion; intracellular protein transport. The transcript has 13 exons. Gene Ontology annotation, cellular component: membrane; cytoplasm.
UCACCUGCAGCAGGCAGGAGUAGUUCAGUGCGAAUGGGCGGUGUUUUAUAGUGGACAAGGAAGACCUAACGCCACUAUUCAAGCCGUAUUUUCCGCAAGUCGGUGCGGUGCCAGCCUGAGCACCAUGGCGUUACUGGUGUUUUACUGUAAAUUAGUCUGGUGGCGUCUGUUGGAGGAGUAGUGGGGCUCGCCCUGUUGUGCUGGUUGCUGGCCUGCCGUCCUGAGCGCUGUCUGCAGCUGAAGUGCUGAUGCCUUGGCCGAGAUGAGUGUGAAGGCUUUUGAGCUUGUCCCCGCUGUGGAGCGAGAUCUCCUCAUGGGCGACAAGGCUCGCAUCAACAUCGAGUGCAUUGAAUGCUGUGGAAAGCAUUUGUACCUUGGUACCAAUGACUGCUUUAUCCAUCACUUUCUGCUCGACGAGGUCACUUCCCCUAAGGGGAAACUGAGUUACUCAGCUCAGAAGCUGCUGCACAAAUAUCUGGGCCUUAAGAAACCAGUUGCUGAGUUGCGUGCGGCAUCUGCAUUGGAGCGUCUGAUCGUGCUCUGUGAUGCUGUGGUGUUCCUCGUCGACAUGGUGACACUGGAGACGGUGCCCUCGGCAGCAGGAGGGGGAGCUAAAAUCAGAGGUGUGACAGCGUUCUGCAUUAAUGAGAAUCCAGUGAACGGUGAUCCUUUCUGUGUGGAAAUGUGUGUGCUCUCUUCAAAACGGCGGACUGUGCAAAUUUACAUGGUGUAUGAGGAUAGAGUGCAGCUGGUCAAAGAGGUGAACACUCCUGAGCAGCCCUGUGCCGUCAGUCUGGAUGGUUACUUCUUGUGCCUGGCACUGGCGACACAGUACAUUAUUCUGAACUACAACACUGGGGCCUCCCAAGAUCUUUUCCCUUACAGCAGCGAGGAGAGGAAACCCAUAGUGAAGAGGAUUGGCAGGGAGGAGUUCCUUUUAGCAGCACCUGGUGGUCUGGGAAUGUUUGCCAAUGCUGAAGGUGUUUCUCAGCGGGCUCCUGUGAACUGGUCAGAGAGCGUGAUCGGUGCUGCUGUGUGUUUUCCUUACGUAGUCGCUUUGGAUGAGAGUUUCAUCACCAUCCACAGCAUGUUGGACCAGCAGCUAAAACAGACCCUUUCAUUCAGAGACGGGCAUAUUCUGCAGGACUUUGAAGGAAAGGUCCUCCUGGCAUCCACUAAGGCAGUGUAUGUCCUGGUUCCCCUGCCUCUGGAGAGACAGAUCCAGGACUUGCUGGCCAGUCACAGAGUAGAGGAGGCGCUGAUCCUCACAGAGGGAGCACAGAGAAAUAUUCCCAAAGAAAAAUUUCAGGUUUUGCACAAAAGAAUUCUUCAGCAGGCGGGUUUUAUACAGUUUGGCCAACUUCAGUUCCUCGAGGCAAAAGAGCACUUCAGGAAGGGUCAGCUGGAUGUUCGGGAGCUGAUAUCUCUCUACCCACUGUUGCUGCCAGCUUCCUCCUCAUUUACUCGCUGCCACCCUCCUCUUCACGAGUUUGCAGAUCUGAACCACCUUGCACAGGGAGAUCAGGAGAAAGUGUUGCGAUGCAAGAAAUUCCUUAUCAGUUAUUUGGGAGAGGUACGAAGCACAGAGGUGGUUAAUGGCUGUAGAGAAGACGUGGACACUGCACUGUUAAAGCUCUACGCUGAGCAGGAUCACGAGAGCCUUCUGGACCUGCUCGCUUCAGACAACUCCUGCCUGCUAGCAGACAGUGUACCAUGGCUGGAGAAAUAUCACAAAUAUUUUGCACUUGGGCUGCUCUAUCAUUAUAAUGGCCAGGAUUCAACAGCACUACAGAUGUGGAUUCGGGUAGUAGAUGGUGAACUGCAGGACCUCACAAGAUCUGACCUUUACGAGUAUGUUGUGGACUUUCUCUGCUCCAGCCCCAACCUGGACCUUAUAUGGAAAUAUGCAGACUGGGCCCUGCGCAAAGAUCCUACUAAAGGUGUCCAUGUCUUCACUAAGAGGCCUGUUACUAAACACCUGCCAGAAUUAAACCCCGAAGAUGUCAUCACCUACCUGGGGAAGCACAACCAGGCGCUGCUUCUCUACCUUGAACACCUGGUGCUGGAGAGAAAGACACAGAAAGAGAAGUUCCACACACAUCUGGCUGUGUUGUAUCUGGAGAGGGUUUUGUCUUUACUGUCCAAGUCACCAAGAGAUGAAGAGCAGAUCACCAGAGCCAGAGAGAGGCUCCAAGCCGUGCUCAGGGAGUCGCACCUGUACAGUGUACAGGUUCUUUUAGGUAAGCUUGAAAACUGUGACCAGCUGCUGCUAGAGCGUGCAACACUACAUGGAAAACUGGAAGAGCACGAUAAAGCACUUCACAUACUGGUGCACAAGCUCAGAGACUUCCCGUCUGCAGAGGCCUUCUGUAUAUGGGCCUCGUCUUCUCGGGAUUCUGCCUACAGACAGCGGCUGUUUCACCUUCUCUUGGAGGUUUAUCUAAAGGGGAGCCAGGCAUCAGCAGGAGGAGGUAGUGGAGAUCUGGAGAUGGCCGCUGUGGACCUCCUUAAUCGGCAUGGUGAAGUGUUUGAUGCAGUCCAGGUCCUGCGCAUGCUCCCUGAGGACUGGUCUCUUCAGCUGCUACGGCCCUUUCUAGGUCGGGCUGUUAGGGCCAGUAUGCAUGCCUGCCGCACCUCCCAGAUCGCUCUGGGACUGUCCUACUCUGAAAACCUUCAGCUGCUGCAUGACAGGCUUAAAGAGCGGAAGAAGCCAAUCUUUGUGUCUGACAAGAAGGGAUGCCACUUGUGCCACAACACCUUCAGUGAGCCCGACGUCGUGUGUCUGCCGGGUGGAGUGCCGGUCCACAAGCACUGUGUCGCCCAGAGAGUGAGAGACUCUCCCACAAAGAGACAGUUAACUAAUAGCAGUAACCACACGUGAGAGUCUGCUCUUUCAAACUACCAUGUGAUCUGUGAUCAGAGGCACCACACUAAAGCAGGGCAUGCUGAGUGUUUGGAUGGCUGAGGGCCGUGGGAGUAGCGAUAAGCACAGGACAACUGAGUCAAAUUUGAUUUGGAGAAAAGCAGAGAAAGCUGAGGGAGAGUGAAUGUGUGUGAGACAGAAUCAGAUGAGUUCAUCUAUUUAUUCCUGUGCUGCAGUUAUAAAAAUUCCAGACUGCAAGUUUUUAUUAAAUAAAACAACAGCAAAGUCACCAAGCCCUUUAAUUGGUUUAAACUGAGAAAAAUCAAACACAGGCUCCUGUCCUUUAACUGCACUGGUCUUGAGCUGUUUCAAACAUGAACAUGAGAAACAUCUUAAACAAUAUCUGAUCCUGUUGCAGAUAUUCCUGAAGCAUGCAUAGUAUUGUCACUUUAACAGUCCUGGUUACCCCACGCCUCAUAUCACUAUUGUAAUAAUAAUAAUGUCUUAAGUUGCACAUUUCAGUGUUGGGUUUUAAUGUGAGAAAGACUCAUCAUAGUACCAAUGGAAACAGUCUUUAAUGUCCGUCUUCAAGUUUAUUGCUGCUUAAUUUCCUCCCUUUAGUGUAAGCUUUUGUCUGUGUCUCAUGAACAGUUUUUAAACACUACAAGAAAUCUGAAUUUCUCUAGUAAUCAACAAAAAGUUAAACUUUGUAGUAUUUGCUCCGUACUAGGGGCAAUUAAGAAACAAAUCAAAUGUUUGGUGAUAAUACGUCAGCAGAAUACACAACUGGUCAGGUUUCGACUUACAAAUGGAGAUAAACCAACAAAAAACUUUGUGGCCAGCCGGUGAUAGUGUUUGGUGAUGACUGGAAAUUUAAAUGUCUUUUACAGUCAUAUAAUAAAUGUUUUCUUCAGUUUAGGCAAAGAGGUCAAAUAUUUUAAUCAUAAAUAAACACUUUGAUUUACAUAAGAAGGAUAUGGAAGUAUCGUCUCUGUUGGGCUCAAACCUUUUAUCUCAAAGCUAUUUCUUUACAGGAAUUUAAAAAAAAUAUUAGACACUGCAUUUGUUGAAGUUGAGCCUUUCUACAUCAUCACUUGCUAGGUUGUCUUUAAAUUAUAAAUGUUUGAGCAAAAUUGAGCUAAAAUCUAUUCAGAAGUUUUGGACAGGAAAUAUGGACAUAAAAGUUUUGGCUUUGUUAAAAAUGCAUCCAAUUCAAAGGAUUUACGAGGGUUAGGUACAAGCUUUUUGAUGUAUUUCACUGAUGUCAACUCCCCUGACAGAUGUAAAGAGUGACUAUUUGCCACACUCUUUAUUCAGAACAAAAAAAUAAUUCAUAAAAUUGGAGAUAUGAGGUUUCUGUCUGACAGUGACAUUAUGUAGGUUAAUUAGUAGUCUCAUUCAAGAUUCUCAGAUUUUUGUGACACAGCUUGUGUUUUUCUAUAUUUAGGAUGCCAGAAGUGUUUGACCACUAGAUGGAAAUGCUGAGCAAACAUUUGACAUUUGGGCUGAAUAACAAUUUAAAUCAAUUUUCCUCCAGUCCAUGAAUCUACAGAACACCCAGAAUAUGCCUUUUGAUGGUGAAAACCCUGUAAACUAAAUGUUUCAUUACAACAAUGGUAUCACUACAAAAAAUGAAUGGAUGUAUUCUUCCUAAUUAACUGUAGGAGUGACCAACUAUUACAUUGUUAAAUUAUUGAUAAUUUUUUUUUACUUGUGUACAGAGAUAUUUGGAACAAAUCCCAUCAAAAAGUUGCCAAUUUAUUUAGUCUUUUCUUCCAGAUUUUUUUCACCUCACAGAAAUCCAUCAUCUUAUGAAAGAGGAUUAGGUCCAGGAGUGAGAGAACAAUAAUGCUGUGCACAAAAAUAAAGUCAGAAUGACAAAAAAAAGUUAAACUAUCAAAAUAAAGUCAGAAUAUCUGGGAAUAGAGUCAAGCUUAUUAGCCUAUAAAAAACCAGCAGAUCUUAGACGCCCAUAAUGUGCUUAUGAGCUAAGAGAAAGAUCUUUGUUGAUUAAUCCAGUCCUGAAAUAUAGUUUCACAGGUUCAUCGAUAAAAGGCAUUUUGUUGAGACAGUCAGGAUCCACUGCUUAUCCUAGUCUAAUGAAGUUUGACUUUGUUCAACUUUAAUUCUCAAAGUCCACAGCAUCACUUCCCCCUCAUCCCUGGCCCAUUCCUCUUAUCAAUGUUCCACUUAAAUCCGAUAUUCUUUUUUUGUCUUUUUGGGAAUUGAGAAGGUAAAACCAUUUUCAAGAACAAUGUGAUCAGACAAAUUUCGUUUAUUACCACUUCCUGCCGAGUGGCGUUGUGAGUGUGACCAUUUUGUUUGGAUGUUGCUCCCAAAUUCAAAAGGUACUGAAAACAUCAUAAUUUGAUUAUAAUGGAGCCUUAAAGUUCUUCACAGGGCUGUCAUCAACAAACCCUGCUUCAUCCCUGAGUAAUUUCCAAACAUUAUCUGUUUUAUCACAACAUGAAGCUUUGACUCCAAGAAAUGUCCACCAUGCGCAUGUCUGCAACAGUGUAUGCAAAUUUUACAAAAUAGAGCUUUUUUAUUUUUCUUCCUGCUGAAGCUAAGCUUCUACUUUUUGCCAAAAAAGUAGUUUAAUGCCCCCCAAAUUUAAUGUGGAUUAAUUUAUUUAUGUUGAAGGAAUUGGAGUUCACCCUGAAAAAAACUAAACAUGGUUACAUAAAACUGUUGUACACAGAUUUUACUGUUUAUGAAGGUAAAUCGUCGUCCUCUCAUGUUUAUUUUUUGAUUGAAUGCUUGUCUUUUGUCAAAUAGAUGUGCUGGUCAUUGAAGAUGAUCUUUCAAACAUACAAUCAUGAGAAAGGCUGUUAUGCAGGGUGUUAACUUUCUGAAAUCAAAGGAUGUGAUUCAUCCGUCCUUCUUUCUACAUACUCUCAUCUUCUAAAAAAGUCCAGAAAAGAGAAGAAGUGUCAGUAAUCCAAAAAUCAACCUCUAUGGAAGAAAAUGUAUAGAUCUUACCAGUUUCAGUAUGAAGGGAACCCUGCAUAUUAAGACAUGUUGGAUAAACAUGAAUGUCUUUUGUCUGUAUGUUGUACAAAGAAACUUACUUUUGCAUUAUUAUAAAUGUUUCCACCUCAUUCUACAGUAACUUCUUACAGUCCUCUUCACUGAAACUUCACUUGGUUUUAAAGUGAAAAGGCUCCAAGGAGGUACAUCAAUGGCAAAACAAUGCAACUACUUUACAGCCUUCAUGUGAAUACAUAUUUAAUUUUUUCUCAAUGUAGAAAUCUAAUGUGUUUCUUUGUACAACAUACAAAUAAAAGACACCAGAGUUGAUUUAACGUCUUACUACCCAGGAGUCCUUGAAGCACACAAAAGUAAACCCAAUUAAGGUUUGUCUCUUGACUGUUCAGUAAAAACGUAUUUCCAGUUGUCUGACUUUACACACGUCGCUGUCGUGAGUUUUGCUCGUUUCUCUGGUGCCUGUGCUGUUGAUGCUUUGCCUUCUGUAACUGAAACCCAUUUCUACCGGGAACUCUCUGCAAACAUGGGACUAUUUUUCUAACACGUGGAUCACAGUAACUAUAAAACUGCAGGCUUGGCUCACUUUCAACGACAGAAAUUCACAGCUUCUGCACAGCAUCUUUCUGUCUAACUGUGUAAGUGUUGCUUGCUAAAAAAGACUUCCUAACCAUGACUUAUCACUUCAGAAAUACAGUACUGUUGUGUGAAAAAGUUAUUGUAUUUUAUAAAUAUGUGUAUACUGAUAUGUAUAUACAGCAUUUGUACUUGUUUGUUGCUUUCUAAAUCAAUGCAAUGUGGAUGGGGUGUACAAACUGUAAAUCCGUCCCAUUUUAAUAAACAUGAAACUGUAAAUUGA